Messenger RNA from Durusdinium trenchii, 2113 nucleotides. Lineage: Eukaryota; Dinophyceae; Suessiales; Symbiodiniaceae. The record is from the annotation of a GenBank genome assembly.
GUGUCUCGGGGGAUACGAGAAACGAUGCGAUGAGAUACAGUUUUAUAUAGUGAUGAGUGGCAUCUCUUAAAGCCAUGUCAUGUUGUGACAGGCUGUCAGGCCCGCAGUUUUGGUUCGAUGUCCAGGGAAUUUCGCUGACACCGAUGGUCCGUCAACUUGAAAGAUCUUCCACCCCAGUUCCGCAGGCACCGGAUGAGGGUGCUGACGGAGACCAGACACAGAAUGCUGACCAGGUAGAGAAACCAAAGGAUGACACGAGAAAGCCCAAGAAGGAGAAGAAAAAGGAGUCGAAGGGUUUGCUGGGCGGAGCUGCAGAGAUCGUGCCCAUCUUGAUCUUGGGUUGCUUGGCCUGAUUGCUUACUGGAACAUGCAUGGAAUGCUCUACCCAAAGUUUCCGGACUUCGAUUCCAACCAUAGAUACCUGGAGAAGUUCCAGAACAGGAUAGAACGCGGGGAGGAGCUCACACUUGAUAUAUUUAUCAAGGAGAGCAAGUCGCAACCAACAAUUGCUCGUGAUGCGAGCCCUGAUUGGACAGUCAAGUUUCCAUAUGACGAGGAGGAUUUCAUCCCAUCUUCCAAAUCAGUCUUGGUGAACGUCUCAUCAAAAAUGCUGACCAAGACCAAGAAUGUGUGGCUGACUGCUAGGCUGAGGACACUCAAAGGUGAUCGUGUUGCCGAAGCACAUGGUGGGAUGAUAAAGUACGACAAGAUGAAGGCGCAGGCUACAAAGUACUGGCUUGCGUCAGGAGAAGUUUGCGAAGACAAUGAAGAAAGGGCAUAUGGAAGCGAGGUUAAUCCUUUGACUGCCAGAGGAGUGCCAAAGAUGCAGGUCAGACUUGUGUAUGACCGAACGCACUAUCCGCGGCCUUGGAAAAACGCUCACUACUAUCCACCAAUGUAUGUGGAUGAAUUCUGGAUGACGAAUGAUCAGCUGGUCAAGUUUCCUCCUAGUGGAGAACACAGCUUUACUGCAGAGAUCCACUUCAGUCUUAUGUCUGCAGCCAGAUGGCGAUUUCAAAACAUAAUGGAUCAGAGCAUCAAGAAUAUGGCCACACAGUUUGCUGGAGAGGAUGCUGAAGAAAUUGUGCAAAUGCGGGACUUGUUUGCCAACACAAACUCCUACUUGCUCAUAGGGACCUUCGUGGUGAGUGUCCUACACAUGAUCUUUGAGUACCUAGCGCUCAAGCAUGAUGUGUUGUUUUGGCAGAAAACAGAUGCCGAGACGUUGAAGCGAUACAUCUCACUGCGAGCAAUCUUGGGAGAAAUCUUUUGCAAUGUGGUGCUUUGGAUCUAUUUGUACGACCAAGACACAGGCUGGCUUGUCCUGAUAUUGAUGCUGGGGCAGAUUGCAGUUGACUGCUGGAAGCUCACACGGGUCUUAGAGGUGCGAUUGCAGAGAAGUGGACUCUUAAUGUAUCCGACCCUCAGAAGUCGUGUUCCGCACUCCAGCACAGAUGACUAUGACAAGAUGGCGUUGCAGUAUUUGUCUUAUAUUCUGGUCCCAAUUGUCCUGGUGUACGCCAUGUACUCCCUGAAGUAUGAAUGCCACAAAGGUAUCAUUGCGUAUUUGCUACAUGUGUCGGCAUCCAUGGUCUAUGCACUUGGCUUUGCUUUAAUGACGCCACAACUCUUCAUCAAUUACCGCAUGAAAUCUGUAGCUUACCUGCCCUGGAAGCGGUUCGUGUACCGAGCUAUUAACACCUUCAUUGAUGAUUUAUUUUCCUUCAUCAUCAAAAUGCCCACAAUGCACCGAAUGUCUUGCUUCCGCGAUGACAUUGUCUUUCUCAUCUACCUCUACCAAAGACACAUAUAUCCCGUGGACAAAGCUCGAAUAUUUGAUGAAGACUUUGUUGACUCCGCAGAGGGCACCGCGGAGGAGUCAAAGAAAGAUCAAUAGAGCAGGGAUUCAAAGAUCAAUCAAAGUCAUGCUCUUCAUCCUCAUCCCGGACACCUGAGACAGUCGUAGGCCUAGUCGUAGGCAAGCUCCCAAGCUCAAGCGAGCGGAUUUCCGGCGGAGCCGGCGGAGCAUUUCGGUUUCCAAGACGAGACCUGAGUUUGUUAAAGACACCGUGCGGCAGUGUUUGACAACAUGACACACUGCUCAAGAAAAGGA